This is a messenger RNA of Harmonia axyridis, 1826 nucleotides long. It is a transcript of the gene CSN1b, whose product is annotated as COP9 signalosome complex subunit 1. The transcript is spliced from 3 exons. The record is from RefSeq and is a predicted model, not a curated record. Lineage: Eukaryota; Metazoa; Arthropoda; Insecta; Coleoptera; Coccinellidae. Gene Ontology annotation, cellular component: COP9 signalosome. The coding region runs from base 189 to 1634 and encodes 481 amino acids.
AUUACCGUCUGUGGUUUAAUUUUGAUAGCUGGGGAAAUUGUUUUAUUAUUGCAUCAAGAAUUUUUUCUUAUCAUAUUCUAUUUCAAAUAAAUCAAAUCGAAGAUAAAAAAAGCUAUUUUAUACUCAUAUGAGAUUUUCCAUUUCAAAUAUUCGUUCAAUACUUCAUAUUCUUUUUAGUAUCACCGAUAAUGGCACAGAACGCAGUAGAACCAAUGCAAGUGGAUGCACCACCUGAAGAUAAUGAUAACAUUGAUGAGGAGACAUACAAUGUUGAGAAUCCAACACUUGAUUUAGAAGUAUAUGCGAACAGCUAUACGGGAUUAGCUAAGCUGUAUAGAUUAUCUUUUAUUAUGGACCAUUGCCCUUCUAUGAGGCUAGAAGCUUUAAAAAUGGCUAUACAAUAUGUCAUGACCACUUAUAAUGUCAACUUGUACCAACUUUUUCAUCAAAAACUACAAGAAGUCAUUACUACAGUAAAUGUUCCGGAUGUUGCUUCUUCAUCUACUUCUCAAGAUAUACCUGUCAUUGAUCAUUCAUGGAUGGAAACUCGGGCUAAAAAAGCAGCUCUUAAAUUAGAAAAACUAGAUAAUGACUUGAAGAAUUAUAAAGCAAAUUCAAUCAAAGAAAGUAUAAGAAGAGGUCAUGAUGAUCUUGGAGAUCACUAUUUAGAUUGUGGUGAUUUAUCUAAUGCUUUAAAAUGUUACUCAAGAGCUAGAGACUAUUGCACUAGCGGAAAACAUGUGGUUAACAUGUGCUUAAAUGUGAUAAAAGUUUCAGUUUAUUUACAAAAUUGGUCUCAUGUACUCAGCUAUGUAUCCAAAGCAGAAGGUACUCCAGAUUUCACUGAAUCAACCUCGCAAAAUAAAGAACUCCAUCAACUUACAGUAACCAAGCUUAAAUGUGCAGCUGGAUUAGCAGAAUUGGCCACUGGAAAAUAUAAAUCAGCUGCUAAACAUUUCCUUUUAGCAAAUUUAGAUCAUUGUGAUUUUACAGAAGUUUUAUCUGCAAAUAAUGUUGCAAUGUAUGGUGGACUCUGUGCACUAGCAACCUUUGAUCGACAUGAAUUGCAAAAAAAUGUCAUAUUUAGCAGCUCUUUUAAAUUAUUUUUGGAGUUAGAACCACAACUGAGAGAUAUAAUAUUCAAAUUUUAUGAAUCAAAAUAUGCUUCAUGCUUACAGUCAUUGGAACAGAUAAAAGAUAAUUUAUUACUUGAUUUAUACUUAGCACCUCAUGUUAAUAAUCUCUAUACUCGAAUUCGUAAUAGGGCUUUAAUACAAUAUUUCAGUCCUUAUCUUUCUGCUGAUAUGCAUAAGAUGGCAAUAGCAUUCAACAGGUCAGUCAGUGCUUUAGAAGAUGAAUUAAUGCAACUUAUUCUUGAUGGACAGAUUCAAGCAAGAAUAGAUUCGCAUAAUAAGAUUUUAUACGCUAAAUAUAUUGAUCAAAGAAGUACUACAUUUGAAAAGAGUUUGGCAAUGGGAAAGAAGUAUCAAAGAAGGACAAGGAUGCUGAUAUUGAGAGCUUCAGUCUUAAAGUACAAAAUACAUGUGAAGAGUCCUCAAAGAGAUACUAGUGGACAUGGUGGAGAAACAACAAUAGCUCCUGGUACUAGCUCUAUUCUCAUACCUAAAAAUUGAGAUUCUAUUUUUGAAUUCAUCUGUCCUAAUAGAAAAUGUAAAACAAGUUACUGUUUCUAAUAAUGUGUGUAUUAUAUAUCUUUCGAUAUCAAUAUGCCAUAAAUACUAGUGAAUUUUGAAAUAAGUAUUAUAUUGGUAAUGCAAUCAAAAAUGUGAAUGAAGAAAAAUAAAUAAAUGCUUCCUUUCUUUUUA